Molecule: messenger RNA, 3087 nt
Organism: Nerophis ophidion (straightnose pipefish)
Lineage: Eukaryota; Metazoa; Chordata; Actinopteri; Syngnathiformes; Syngnathidae
Gene: tsc1a
Product: TSC complex subunit 1a
Exons: 21
Coding region: 124-3045 (973 amino acids)
Biological process (GO): negative regulation of cell population proliferation; regulation of cell cycle; negative regulation of TOR signaling
Cellular component (GO): TSC1-TSC2 complex
Source: RefSeq, a predicted model, not a curated record
GCCCUGAACGCCUCGUGGCGUUGAUUGACAGGCGCAGGUGUCGCGUGGUUGUUGUAGGCGGGACUUCCGGUCCCUGAACAUGGCGGCGGCCGACCCGGAUCAACACGUCUGAAGGUGUGCACAAUGUCCAAGGAGCAGGUGCAGAGUGUCAGCGAGCUCCUGCUCUCAUUGGACAGUUCAGACCUGCAGGAGGCGGAGCAAGUCCGAGUGGCCAUCGUCCAUCAGUUGAAUUCAGACAGAGGGGGCGCCGUCCUGUGCAGCCUGGUGGACGUGUACUUGAGCUCCUCGUCUUGUCAAGCCGUGCAGCUGCUGUCCUCCGUCAGGGAACAUCUUCACAAGCCACUGCUGGACAAACUCAAUGAAGUUGUUUCCAGGCCAGCGAGCAGAUUGGCGGCGGUCACCCUGCUGGGUCACAUGAUCAGCCAGCAGCCGCCUUGGGUUCAUCACGUCAGUCGCUCGCCGCUGCUGACGUCCCUGCUGCGCUGCCUCAAGAGUGACAGCGAGGUGCUGGUGGUGGUCCCCGGAGUCCUGGUGCUGGUCACACUACUACCCAUGAUCCCUCAGGCCGCCAAGCAACACAUCUACGACUUCUUUGACGUCUUUGGACGCUUGGCUUCCUGGAGCCUCAAGAACCCUGGCCACGCCCAUUUCAGCCACCUUGUCCACCUGCACGCUGGCGUCUACCUGCUGUUCCACCGACUGUAUGGAAUGUUCCCCUGCAACUUCAUCUCCUACCUGAGACUCCACUACAGCAUGAAGGAAAACCUGGACACCUUCCACCAGGUGGUCAAGCCCAUGUUGGAGCAGGUCAGAGUUCAUCCGGAGUUGGUCAGCGGGACCCAAGACUUGGAACUGGAGCCGUCCAGGUGGAGGCGCUAUGAGGUCCACGACAUCCUCAUGGAGUGUUCCCGUGUGUCUCUAGACCCCCUGGAGUCCUCUUGUGACUCCUCCCCCCUCACUCACCUGGACAUCACUCACAGCCACAUCGGAAGUCCAGUCAGCGUGUCCUCACCAGACCACCUGCAGGUGUGCACACCUGUCCACUCGAUGCGUCUCAACGUCCUGGCUGAUGAUGUCACCUGGAGCCCCUCUUCGGAGUGUGGCUUGUCCACGCCCCCUCCUGAGACGGUCACUGUAAGCCCCGCCCACCCCUGGAGUCGCGCCGACUCAGUGUCAGGUACCAAAAAUCCCUCGCCAGCCGCGGCCCGGUCAACAAAUGAGACUCAAGAUGGCGGCCGCGCCCCCGAGGACAAGCAGGUCAAGCAGCAUCCAAUCAGGAAGGGGGAGGAUUCCGACCGCAAUGAUGUCACCAGUGAAGACAGGCCACGCCUACCUUCCUCCUCCCUGCCCGCCCUCCUCACCUCCACACCCGCCCCUCCCGCCUCAGACAUCCCUCCUCCACCCUGCUCUGUCUCGCUGUGCCUCACCCCGCCUCACCCCUCCAACGCCACCCUCAGCCUGGAGGAGGGAGGCCCCGCCCCCUCCUACGACUUCCUGUUUGAGCUCGCACUUCCCCGAGCCGCCAUGUUGUUUCUGAAGAGGAAGGCGCAGGAGGCGCAGGAGAAGACGGCACAGGUGGCGCAGACCUCCGCUUCUCCUCUCGACUUGUUGGACCAGCUCAUCGCCCAUGGCCACCACACACACGCUAGCAUUAGCAACAGGUUUCCUGCGUGCAGCAAGUGGUUGGAUGGCAGUCACUGUGGAGUCUCUGAUCCAGGGGAGGAGCUUCAGGCCGCCAGGGGUCAGUUGCUGCUGGUCCACACCCAGCUGCAGUACGAGCGUUUCAAGCGUCAGCAGCACGCCAUCAGGAACCGCCGCCUACUCCGCAGAGUCAUCAGCGCCGCCGCGCUGGAGGAGCAAAGUGUCGCCAUGCAAGCGCAGCUGGCCAUCCAGGACCAGGAGAUCCGAUCUCUGAAGUCCAGUCUGGACGAGGAGCAGCGGCGCUACGCUGGACUCCGGCAGGACGCGCUGGGCCAACAGCUGCGCACGCACGUGCAACAUCUGGAGCAGCAGCAGAAGGAACAAGAAGAAGAACACCUGAAACUGCGUAGCCAGCUGCAGGAGUGUCAGAGCAGACUCAGGGAUUUGGAGGAGGAGCUUCAGAGAGCCAAUCACAAGGCUUGCAAUGCAGAGCACCGGCUGAGCCAGCUGUCACUCAAGCUCAGCGGCAGUGACAAGUUACACCAGCAGAUGUUCUUGCAGAACCAACAGCUGCUUCUGCUCCGAGAAACCAACAAGACUCUGACGGAGCAGCUGGAGGUUCCGCAUCAACGCAGCUUCACUGAGACAUCACUGCUGCAAGGCAUUCUGGGUAGAGAAUACCAGAGUCUGAAGGAGGCGGAGCUUCAGCAGCGACAGAAGUUGGAGGCGGCCAAUCACAGAGCCACAGAUCUAGAGAACCAGCUGGCCAAGAAGGAGCAGCUCAUCGCCGAUCAGAAGAAACUCCUGGAUGACACCAAGAGGCGGAGCAGGGAGGAGCUGCUGGCGUGCGAGGGUCGCGGUGGCGCUCUGAGGAGGAUCGUGCAGACGCUGCAGAGCGAGAUGCUGGAGUUGUACAGUCACCUGGACGCUCUCAGCAGGCCAGACCACGGCACGCCCGCUACUCAGGACGACCACAAGCCACGCCCUUCCUCCAGUGUGGAGGUUGUGAACGGCGUGGUGACACACCUGGCUGCGUCGCCUAGGCUCCUCCCCCCUGUGUCCACCUCCCCCUGCUCCCUGUCCCCCAUGGAGUCACCGCUGGCUGUGGGUUCCUUCCUGGAGCAGAGGGCGUGGCAGUGCUUCAGACCGCCCCCUCCCAGCCAGGAGGAGGAGGAGGAGGCGGAGCAGGAGGUAGAGGAGCUCCAAUCAGGAAGUCCGCUCUUGGGUCAGGAGGCGGAGGCCAUCCUCCUGGCAGGAAGUCCCCCGACGCAGGACAGCGUGUUGUCGCCGCAUGGAAGUGAAGCUCCGCCUCCCAGCGAGGGCGCAGACUUGUCGCUCGCCGUCCGCCAGAGACGACGUGAGCUGAGCAUCAUGGACUACGACGAGAUGGCGCCGGAGUUGUGACUUCCUGUCUGCAAGUGUCAAAUAAACUUUUAUUUUGCUGCA